CAUUAAUCCAGCGAGUCUGCAGUGACCAUAACGCCUCUCUCCAUCACGCAGGAACACUUCAGCUCAUUUACCUGAGGAAGGUUACAACCUGUUUACUUUUUCUGUAAAUGACGUUCACAUUCCCUCAUCAGCUCCUGUUCUCUCUGAUCACGUGAUCGUGUGGAUGUUAAAGGGGUUUGAUUUGAACAUUAGACUCCAUUCAGCAGCGAGCACCUCAUCAGGGCCUCACCUCCGCUUUGGCGUCACCAUGGUAACCGUGUCAGUCCUGUUCCUCCUGCUCUCAGCUUUUUCUCCUCCAGUCCACAGCCGUCUCACUACAUUCCAGAUCAUUCCGAGUGACAUGAAUCAGACUGAGGCUCGGGCAGCUUGCAGAGAAAAUUACACCGACCUCGUCACUGUGUACUCUGAUGAAGACAACACUGACCUGUAUAAUAUGACGAAGACUUAUCGUGGAGCAGGCUGGAUCGGUCUCUAUCGCAGUAACUUCAGUGAGAAAUGGUCUAAUGGUGAUCCUGUAACAUUCAGAAAUCUGGCAGGGGAUUGUGGGACAUUGAGCCGCUGUGCUACUAUGAAGGCUGAUGGUGGAUGGGACAGUAUUCAGUGCAACAUGACAAAAUAUUUCAUGUGCUAUGAAGAAGGUGACAUUAAAUCUAAACCCAAUUAUCAUCUAAUCCUUGAGAGUGAGACCUGGUCUGGUGCUCAGCGUUACUGCAGGGGGAACUACACUGACCUGGUCAGUAUCAGAGAUCAGCAGCAGAAUGAAGAGGUGAAGAUUAAAGGGUUAAGCAGCAACACGCCCUUCUGGAUCGGCCUGCUGUGUGAUGACUGGCAGUGGACCGAUGGAGGAAACUCCACCUACAGAAACUGGGGGAGUGGUGAACCUCAGCCAUCAUCAAGCGACUGUGUUAAACUGUUUGAAGGGAAAUGGUAUUCAAUACCGUGCAGUAAUGAUCAAUACCCUCUGUGCUACAGCACUUCCAUCCAUGUGAGUGAUGAGGCUCUGAGCUGGGAGGAAGCGCUGGAUUACUGUCGUGAAGGGAACAGGGCUGGAAUUCUCAACAUCGAUUCUGAAUCUGAACAGGAAGAGGUGGAGUCUGAGCUCAAGAGGGGGCGUGUCUCUGAGCCGGUGUGGGUGGGGCUUAGACAGAGCCGACUCUUUGGGUUCUGGAUCUGGGCCGAUGGGAAGGCCGUGUUUCCGUACUCCUACUGGGAUGAAGGGAAACAGCCCGAGCAUCAUCUCUCUCAGCACUGCGGCGCCGUCGAUCCACGGAGCGACUUCAGAUGGAGAGAUAUGAACUGUCAGUCUCGGUAUAAAGCUCUGUGUCUCAUCAAAUGCUCUCCAUGAACCGCUAUACAUUCAUUUAUCUUUAACUCUUUACCAAAUCUGAAAUAUUGUUUAAUAGCAAUGUUUUCUCUUUGAAUAUUCAAAUGCACUCGGUUUUAUAAUAAUUUUCAUUUUGUUUAAAGACUUACUUCAUAAUUAAACUUUAAACUUUUUAAUUUAACUCUAACUACAGUAAGUUAUUAAUUUCUGUAAUUGUAUUUCUCAUUACGAGAUAUUGCACAUCUACUGCAUUUAUACUUAUAACCAUUUUAAACAUUAUAUAUACAUAUAAAAUUAAUCUGAAUAUAAAUUGGAUUGUGUUUAUAAUCAUGUUUUGAAACACUUCUUUCUUUACAGUAUUUUUUCUGUAAUAAUCACAUUUUACUGAAAUAAACAUCAUGAAACCUGCAGUUUAUUUCUGAAUGUUCAGUAGGAAACAGGUGAAGCUAAUCA
This is a messenger RNA of Ictalurus punctatus (channel catfish), 1777 nucleotides long. Its product is annotated as macrophage mannose receptor 1. NCBI's taxonomy places the organism in Eukaryota, Metazoa, Chordata, Actinopteri, Siluriformes, Ictaluridae. Bases 164 to 1345 code for a protein of 393 amino acids. The transcript is spliced from 5 exons. The record is from RefSeq and is a predicted model, not a curated record.